This is a messenger RNA of Choloepus didactylus (southern two-toed sloth), 429 nucleotides long. It is a transcript of the gene RNASE12, whose product is annotated as ribonuclease A family member 12 (inactive). Gene Ontology annotation, molecular function: nucleic acid binding. The coding region runs from base 1 to 429 and encodes 142 amino acids. The transcript has a single exon. The record is from RefSeq and is a predicted model, not a curated record. Lineage: Eukaryota; Metazoa; Chordata; Mammalia; Pilosa; Megalonychidae.
AUGGUGAUAAUUUUCCUGCUACUUCUCUUCUGGGAAAAUGAGUCAAAUGAAGAAGUGAUGCUGUCAACCUUAGAGCAUUUGCAUGUGGACUACCCUCAGACUGAUGUUCCCAUAAGGUACUGCAACCACAUGAUCUUACAACGAGUCAUCAAGGAACCUGACAACACCUGCAAAAAGGAGCAUGUCUUCAUCCAUGAGAGGCCUCGAAAUAUCAAUAGACUUUGCACUUCUCUCAAGAAGGUGGCUUGCCAAAACCAUUCCACUAUCUUCUGCUUUCAGAGUGAGACAAAGUUCAAAAUGACAAUUUGUCAGCUCAUUGAAGGCACCAGGUACCCUGCCUGCAGGUACCACAUUUCCCCCAUGGAGGGAUUCAUUUUUGUCACUUGUGAUGACAUGGGGCCAGUUAGUUUCCAAGGAUUUGUUGAAUAA